Messenger RNA from Cornus florida, 1153 nucleotides. Its product is annotated as RNA-binding protein 1-like. The transcript is spliced from 7 exons. The record is from RefSeq and is a predicted model, not a curated record. Lineage: Eukaryota; Viridiplantae; Streptophyta; Magnoliopsida; Cornales; Cornaceae. Bases 148 to 852 code for a protein of 234 amino acids. Gene Ontology annotation, molecular function: mRNA binding.
AUAAGAAUCAGAGAGUAAAAAGCGUAAACCCUCAAAUCUGACGCCCCUUGUUGUGUUCUCUUGUUAGAUUGCUUCCAUCAAUCGAAAUUACCCUUUCCAUUCCUUUCUCUCUCUAAAAUUCUAGUCCCUUUCUCUCUCUAAGAAUCCAUGGCCGACGCUUAUUGGAGAUACGCCGACGUCAGGCAACAGCAAGCUCUUCCUUCUCUUGUCGGAAAACGCCCUCGCUCUGACUUCGAAAUUCCUGGUGGCCAUGAGUUGCCAAGCUAUUACGCUCGUGAUGAUGAAAGAGGUGCACACCGUGUUAUUAGAGAUUCUGACACAAUCGGAGCAUCAUAUGAUCGUUAUCUGCGCUCUGCGCAAAUUACUUCUUAUGGUGGGGGGGAGUCUGUUAAACCUUUAAGUGGAGGACUAAGUGGUCACGCUAUUGAUGAUCCACGCGACCCGCGCCUUAUGGGUAUUGGGGGGUUGGACCCAGGAGUGACUGCAAAAGGCCGGACCUUGGGAUUUGGAGGUGGAAGGCCUGAGGUUUCUCUUCCUCCUGAUGCUACCAGUACACUGUUUGUGGAGGGAUUGCCAGCAAAUUGUACACGGAGGGAGGUGUCUCAUAUCUUUCGCCCUUUUGUUGGGUACAAAGAAGUCAGACUUGUUACUAAGGAUUCAAGACAUUCUGGGGGUGAUCCGCUGGUACUUUGUUUUGUUGAUUUUGCUAGUCCAGCCCAUGCUGCCACUGCAAUGGAUGCCUUACAAGGUUAUAAAUUCGAUGAGCAUGACCGUGAUUCGGUCAAUUUAAGGCUUCAAUUUGCUCGCUAUCCUGGUGCGAGGUCAGGUGGCGGGCAUCGUGGCAAGCGUUGAAUUAUGCGGUUUUACAGGACUCACUCGUGUCAGGGAGGUCUAUGACAAUGAGGGGUGAUACAACAGCCUUGCAGUUUCAAGAAUUACUUAUCGUGCUGAAUCGGCGCUUUUGUUAGGACCGGCUUGUUGCGGGUGGGUUUUCGAUAAUUGAGGGACGGUUGCCCGAGUUUAAACUUAUAAAGGGCUUAGCUUUUUUCUAAUUAAUUUAGAAUUAUGUCUCAAACAAUAACACCAGACUCGAGUCCUGUUAAAUUUGUUUUUCUAUUUGAGUCUAUCAAAACAUUGCUUCUGCUUUUGUUCA